AUGGCGGCGCAGCAGCAGCAGGAGCAGGCACGGAGCACGAGGCAGGCCGUGCCGGCGCGGUCGAGGGUGGCGAUCAUCGGCGGCGGCAUCAGCGGCCUCGCGGCGGCGAAGCAGCUGGCGGCGCACGACCCCGUGGUGUUCGAGGCGACGGCGUCCAUCGGCGGGGUGUGGAAGCACUGCGUGUACCGGUCGACCCGGCUGCAGACGCCCCGCCCCGACUACGAGUUCUCCGACUACUCGUGGCGCAACCGCGACGACCCCACGUUCCCGACGCACGCCGAGAUCAUCGAGUACCUGGAGGGCUACGCAGACACCUUCGGCCUGUGGCGCUACAUCAUGCUCGGCGCCAAGUACUACCAGUUCGAGUUCGUGGUGAUGUGCGCGGGCAAGUACGGCGACGUGCCGCGGAUGCCGGUGUUCCCGCCGGGCAAGGGGCCGGAGGUGUUCCGGGGGCAGGUGAUGCACUCCCUGGACUACUGCAAGCUCAGCGAGGAGGAGACGGUGGAGCUGAUGAGGGGGAAGAAGGUGGUGGUCGUCGGGUACAAGAAGAGCGCCAUCGAUCUAGCGCUUGAAUGCGCCCAGGCCAACCAAGGUGCGGAGGCAGGCGAGGCUUGCACCAUGCUGGUGAGGACCCUUCACUGGGUGGUGCCGUCCUACUCCAUCUGGGGCCUGCCCUUCUUCCUCUUCUACUCCACCCGCCUGGCGCAGUUCCUGUACGAGCGCCCCAACCAGGGCCUCCUCCGCUCCAUGCUCUGCACACUCAUGAAACCGCUGAGAGCGGGCGUGUCCAAGUUCAUCGAGUCCUACCUGGCGUGGAAGCUCCCGCUGGACAAGUACGGCCUCCGCCCGGACCACCCCUUCGUGGAGGACUACGCCAGCUGCCAGAUGGCCAUCCUCCCCGACGGCUUCUUCGACAUGGCGGACCGGGACAUGAUCCGCUUCAAGAGGGCCUCCGGCGGCUGGUGCUUCUCCCGCAACGGCGUCCUCCUCGACGACGGCACCGAGGUGGAGGCCGACCUCGUCUUCCUCGCCACCGGAUUCGAGGGCAAGGACAAGGUCCGCGCCGUCCUGCCGGAACCCUUCCGCGGCCUCGCCGUCGACAGGUCCGGCAUGAUGCCGCUCUACCGCGGCACCAUCCACCCUCUGAUCCCGAACAUGGCGUUCGUGGGAUACGUGGAGAGCGUGUCCAACCUGCACACGUCGGAGCUGCGCUGCCGCUGGCUGGCGGGGCUGCUCGGCGGCCGGUUCGCGCUGCCCAGCGUGGAGGACAUGGUGCGGCACGUCGACGGCGAGGCGGAGGCCAUGCGCCGCACCACGCGCUUCUACCGCCGCCACUGCAUCUCCACCUACAGCAUCCACGACAGCGACGCCAUGUGCGCUGACCUCGGCUCCAGGGUUCUCCGCAAGGGCAACUGGCUCGCCGAGCUCUUCGCGCCCUACAACAACCAGGACUACAAGGAAGACUGA
Molecule: messenger RNA, 1467 nt
Organism: Miscanthus lutarioriparius
Lineage: Eukaryota; Viridiplantae; Streptophyta; Magnoliopsida; Poales; Poaceae
Source: the annotation of a GenBank genome assembly